UGCGAUUUGAGUCUUCUCAUUUAGUCACAGGAAUUUCAUACACAAGUGGUCGCAAUUAAUAUUCGUCAGUGGCAUCACUGUGAUGAGCCAAGACGACUACCUGUCCCAGUGCCUAAUGGCGCUUGCCGCCGCAUGCCAAGCCGGCUCAACGAGGCAUCGCGGACACGAUGCGCCACCGCCGUCCACAUCGCCCGAGCCCUUGCUCCACUUCCGCUGUCCCUUCUGCGGCAAGGCGUUCGCGUCGUACCAAGCGCUCGGCGGCCACAAGGCGAGCCACCGGAAGCCGCCGGGGAACGAAGGCACAGGACGGAUCCCUCAAAAGGGAGACGCGGAGCCAUCAGCAUCCGGCGGCUCUGGGCGGCACGUCUGCACGGUGUGCCGCAGGGGGUUCGCCACCGGGCAGGCGCUCGGCGGGCACAAGAGGCUCCACUACUUUUACGGGCCGUCGGUGUCGGUGUCGGUGUCGGUGGCGGCGUCGCUGCCCAGUGCAGGGUCUAGCGCGGGUGGUUUAGACCUGAACUUGGUGCCCACGGCGCCGGAGAUUGUAUUUGACGGCGUGAGACGACGCGGCGCGGAUGAGGAGGUGCAGAGCCCCAGCUUGCCGGCCAAGAAGCCACGCCGGCCGUCAAGUUCUGCGUGAACUCUCAAGACUGAAGAGAAGUCACCCGGGAGGCCAUCCAUGCAUGUAUCGAAAACCGUGGGAUUGCUACCGAACCAAUAAUGCGGCCGCACUUGAUUUUGAUGAGAAUAAAGAACUUGGAACUUAUGUUCCUUUAGAUCAUUUUGCACAAAAGAUUACUACUUAAAAAUAUUA
This is a messenger RNA of Phragmites australis (common reed), 814 nucleotides long. Its product is annotated as zinc finger protein 36-like. Lineage: Eukaryota; Viridiplantae; Streptophyta; Magnoliopsida; Poales; Poaceae. The transcript has a single exon. The record is from RefSeq and is a predicted model, not a curated record. Gene Ontology annotation, molecular function: DNA-binding transcription factor activity. Bases 83 to 640 code for a protein of 185 amino acids.